UGAAUAUAUAUUUCGAGGGGCUAAACGCAAGGGCUCACACGUCGCGUUGUACUCGCGCAGAUACGUGUUUCGUUUUGCUCGCCCUGAGACGGAACGUGCUGAGAGAGAGAGAGAGAGAGAAAGAGAGAAAACGCACGAUUUAUAAGGUUAGCCCGCGAGGCGAAGGCGAAGCCAGCCGCGACUCUCGAGGACGACGAUAAGGUGAUUCGCCUUCGGGCCACCUCUCUGGGGGAUCAGGUUAGGUCGAUUAUGCGAAAAAAAACAGCAAUGGCGCUGCGGAUUUUCGGGAUGCCAGAAUAACCGGAGGCUGCGAAGCCUUGGUCGUCGAAACGACGUCGCGCAACGCACACCCGUCUGCCCGCCGAUCGUACCCCCGUGUGUACACCCGCUAGGGUCUUUCUCCUUCCCUCCCCCCCUCCCCUCCGACUCCUCGGUCCUAGGAGAUCGGCGAGGAGUGCACCAUGUCAAACGGACUGGCAUUGUUAAAUAACAACCAACAAUCGGAUCAGACAAAAUAUGCUGCGUCCAUGACUCCCGCUAACGGUAACACGCUAUCGGAGAACUCGCCGAGCGGCCACGCGGCGCAGAUGAGGCAAGGAAAUUUGUCAAAAUCUGUUCUAAAGAGGACUGCAGAUGCAGAUUUAGAAAAUAUUACCAGCGCGAAGAAACGUCAUAAAAAUCCACAACCGAAGAAUGCAGUAUGUGCGUUGAACGAGCUAAAAACCGGAGCUACAUACAAAGUAGUCGGGCAGACUGGACCUACUCAUGCUCCAAUAUUCACAAUCGCUGUGCAAAUCGAUGGACAGACGUACGAAGGAAAAGGACGUACCAAAAAGAUGGCGAAGCAUGCAGCUGCUGAACUCGCGUUGCGAAACAUCAUUCAAUUUAGAAAUACACCUGAGGUUCACCAAGCUAUCAAUACUUGCCAGCCUGUUGUGCCUCUUGAGCCAGAUUUUACAAGUGACGUAACAGAACGUGAUAAUCAUCUUGUCAAUGCAUUUAAAACAACACAAGAGCCAAAGAAUACUAAUAAAUUCUUAGAUAAAGGUCCAGUAGCAUUGAUUAAUGAAUUAUAUCCGGGUGUCAUAUAUAACUGUAUAUCCGAUAAUGGAGAGAGUUACGCAAGGUUUACGAUAUCGGUAACUAUCGAUGGCGAGACAUUCGAGGGAACGGGCCCGAGUAAGAAAUUAGCAAAAGCCGCGGCGAGUAAAGCCGCCUUAGCUAAAUUGCGAAACGUCCACAGUUCUUCGUUUUCUUUACCACUUCCCAUUCGCUCGCCCAACUUCCCUAAUUCUCCACUUUGGCAAGGACAGAUGUCCUUACCGCAAAUGCAAGCUGACAACAUUGGCAGGAUGGUGAACCAGAAAUUUGGUGAACUUAUUCAAGGCAAACCUCAACACGCGCGACGUAAGGUCCUGGCCGGUGUCGUACAGACGAAAGGGCAAGACGCGGAACUGAUAUGCGUUACUACCGGUACGAAAUGUGUUUCGGGCGAGCAUUUGAGUGUUAGUGGUGGUGCUGUAAAUGAUUGCCACGCGGAAGUAGUAGCACGACGGUGUCUCUGCGAAUAUCUCUACAAACAAUUAGAAUUAUAUCUCGAGGAGAAAGGUGCAGAAUCUAUUCUCGAGCAAACUGAAAAAGGAUUCAAAUUAAAGCCAGGAAUUCAAUUUCAUUUAUAUAUAAAUACUGCUCCCUGUGGUGAUGCGAGAAUUUUCUCGCCUCACGAAGAAAAUGAAUCCAUAGAUAAACAUCCCAACAGACGAGCUAGAGGUCAAUUACGUACGAAGAUAGAGUCCGGUGAAGGAACUAUUCCUGUAAAGAGCAACGAGGGUAUUCAAACUUGGGAUGGUGUACUAAUGUCCAAUUUAAAGGGUCAAAGACUGCUGACGAUGUCGUGUUCGGACAAAAUAGCUCGAUGGAACGUACUUGGCGUGCAGGGCGCACUCUUAAGCCACUUCAUCGAGCCAAUUUACUUCCACAGCAUUGUCCUUGGUAGUCUCUUGAAUCCGAGUCAUAUGUAUAGAGCUGUUUGCGGUCGUAUCGAGUUGACUAUUGAGGGGUUACCACCGCCGUAUAAACUUAAUAAGCCGAAAAUGAGUCUGAUUACAUCUUCUGAAGUCAGACAACCAGGGAAAGCGCCUAAUUACAGUGUCAAUUGGACAGUUGGCCAAAGCGAAGCCGAAGUUAUAAAUUGCACAACUGGCAAGGAUGAACUAGGGAAACCUUCCAGAAUAUCUAAACAAGCGUUCUUUAGGCGGUUCUUUAAUCUUUUAGGUAAACUUCCAACCAUCGAACCUAUUGACGAGAAUCGUUGUCGCCAUUAUUUCGAUGCAAAAUCCUCAGUAAAAGAUUACUCGAUUGCCAAGGAAAAAUUGAAGGAUGCUUUCGUGAAAGCACGGCUUGGAAGUUGGGUGAAAAAGCCAAUCGAGCAAGACAUGUUUGAAAUCGAUAUCUGACUAAAUCAGACUAACAAUAUUGCAGCAAAAAACAAUACAAAGAAUUCUGUCAUGAAAUACGCAGUUCCUAGUGCAAAAUAGAUCGCUCGUUCGGCGUGUCAUAAUAUGGCAGAAUUUGGUAUCAGUAAAGCAUAAAUCGUAGGAUCUCGCGCAUGUAUUCUUUUGCGCCUUAUGAUCUCAGUAUAUUUACCGUGUUCACACAGUGUAUUACGAAUUAUCGAUAAUUAUUAAUCAUUUCGUUGUGUACGGUGUAGUUGAUAGAAAAAAAAAUUUGCAUCAAAACUUUCAAGCUUAUAUUAUUUUGACGUGUUAAUAGCAAUAGUUGUUGACGAAAGAUCAAUUCAGCACAUAUCCAUAUGGAAUUUCUUAGUAAUAGCGUGGCUCAAUGGUAACAGAAUUGCUUACAGAAAUCUUUCCAACUCUCUAUUGCACAAAGUGAUUAAAGAUCACGUUUGGUGAACCUGUACAGAUGAUCUUUUCUUUGUGCAAAAUAAUUUUUGUCAUGAUAUAGACAUUCCUGCACUUUACUCUUAUUUGUCCAUUCGCGUGAUCUGUUUACAUAAUCCUAGGCUAUCUCCAAUCACAAUUUCGAAUAAUUUUGAAAUCGAAAUAAUUUUAAGAGGCAAACAUUAGUAUCUUGUAUACGAACGCAUUGUACCUACGAUGUCCCCAGAUAACAUUCUAUGUCAGAAAAUUUUACAGAUAAUCGCUAUUUCUUUUUUUUUUUUUCUUCAGUAAAGCUUGUCGCUCGAUGUAAUGUAUCUAACACACAUCUUCUAUGCACGCGUGACAUGAACAUCAUGUAUCAUACACAAUGACAUAUCCUCGUGUAACUGUGCAUGUUAGCGGCGUCGAUCAUGAUCUUGGCGUAUUUCUAUCUCGAAGAAUUUGAGACUUGGAAUCUUGUUAUCUUCUAUGAGUUAACAAAAUGCUAUCUGGAAUCUUGUUAUCUUCUAUGAGUUAACAAAAUGCUAUCUGGGAUCUUUUUGUAGGACAUUAGAUAUAGCAACGAAUUAAGUUGCGACACUUUGCAUCUUCUACGGCUGUGAUUGGAUUCAGAUCUGACAAAUGGAUCUUAAUCGUAAAAGAUACUAACUUCGUCGCAAAAGUUUAACGGAAAAGGCAGGACAGAAUUUCUCACAAACGUUUGCAUGAUAAUUACAAUUUUCCAUUACAAUAGCAAUCUAUGGUAGUUUCGUUUAUUCAUUACUCUUAUUAGAAACAAGAUUAUAUCUGAAAAUCUUUGUUACCCAUCUUUUAUAGCGAAGAUUUUUAUUGUUUGAAUAUUAUACAGAAAUCUUAACAGAAACAAAUUAAGAACGAAUCGUAUGUAUUUUAAUAACAGGAUACUCAGAUAACAGAUAUUUCAUAUAUUUCGUUGCAAAGUCUACAAUCUUAGUUUAUAUAUGUUAGAUAAAUUUUUAUUCAGAUAUAUAAAAAAAGUGCAUGUUCGAAAACAGUGAUUGCAAGACAAGAAUUAAUCGUUUCCUUUGUAUUUAAUAAAAGAAAACACUUUGAGAGAACACUUAGUAAAGUUAUAAAGAGCAUACGCUUUAAAACAACUAUAUACUCUUUUACAUCAUCGCAUCGUAUUUUCCGCGAGCAGCAGGGUCCAAGAUCACAAAAAUUAGUCUUAUAGUCGAUUCAUGCAGAAAGCAGAAAGGUAGAAAACCAUUAUACAAUGAAUAAUGAAAGAUCAUUGUUUUAGAGCACGUAUAUUUCUUUUUUAUAAAUACUGACAGAAUUUUAUCUAAUAUAAACUAAGACUUUUUCUUUUAUACAUAUAUGUAUAUCAAGCCCGCAACUGUCCGCAGCUAAUUUAACGUAGCGGUUGGUUAUUACUUUCAAUCAUAUUUAAAUAUAAGAGUUAAAUGAAAAUGGGAAUAUAGGAAGAGUACGAUAAUAACUUACGCGACAUGAACAGUUGCAUAAUUUUCCAGAUAAAUAUGUUAGUAAGUAUCCAUGUAGCAUAUUUAGAGAGAAUCCUAAGGUCAUUGCCUCACUGUGCCAGUAUUAUGAUUAAUGCAAUUCUGCCGUAGUGACACACUGCCCGUGCUGGUCCAGUUUUGCAUAAAGAACUCAUUUAAUUAUGAUUUAACGUAAUGCGUAAUACCAAAAAUAUUUUUCCUUUUAGAAUUCCACACAUAAGGCCGAUCAUUAUGAAACGAAAUGUUAUUUUAGAUAAAUAUAAUUUUCUAAGAAGAGUGUUAUGUAUUAGAGAGGAAGAGAAUGAAUUUUAAAUUAAGCGCAUGUCGCACACGCAAACAAUUAAACGAAUAUGGAACGGUUAUUUUUUUUUUUUUGUGUUUUUCAAUGCAGUAAGCUGAUGUAUUUAGGAUUCCCACGGUCAGAUUGUCCAAAAUAUUACGUCCGGGAAACAGCUUGUUUUCUAUAAAUGAGAUAUAUUCGAUGAUUUUUCCAGUUUUGCGUGCGGCGACAAAGUGUUUGGCUAGUGUACAGUCAAUAUGUGAUACCAAUCGUGUAUUUGUGCCAAGCGCAAUACGCAGUAACAGCUCAAAGAAUUUUACUUUGUCUUCUCGCCUGUUUUCUGAUAGGUAUACUUCGUCGAAAGAACAACAUAAUUAGGUUUUCAAUAGGAAAUGAUUUUAUGUAAUACGCGAGAUGUUUACGCGUGGAUAAAUAUCGUCGUACUGUCUGUAAAAGAGAAUGCUGCGCUCGUCAAUACCACGUCACUUUUGAUUCUUCAUAUACAGAAUAUCCUGCAAUAUACAUAUAACUCAAAUCGAUAUACAUACUCAUAUAUAUUUCUUGAAAAAAAUAUAUAUUAUAUACACAUACAUUACAUGCGUGUAUAUUGGAGAGGAUACUCUAUAUAUAAAAAAUAAAAACCAAUAUAACAUUUUGUGGACAGUACGAUGUUUUCCUUUGCCAUAUAUAUAUAUAUUCGCAUAAAUAUAAUUUGCUGCUUGUAAAUGCGCUAUAGUUAUGUUAUAAAAUUUAAGAAAGCUAUUCUGAUUUUUUACCCGGUACAUUAAGAUUACUGUCUGACCUACAAAAUAUUUUUCGAAUUGUAAGAAUUUGUUUGUCUUAAUUUAUUAUUUUUUGAAAAUGUAUUCACGAGAUAUGAACAAUAUUAUUUCUUUUAUUCUCUAUUUCCUUGCGCCUCAUUCAACAAAAGAAGAUGCAAAAGAGAUGUUUGUUGUAAACGGAUUCUGAUGUAAUUGCUCGUUUAUCUCAUGACUUAUAUUUUUUUAAUAUUUUUUAAUAUAUUCUAUUAAUCAUGAUAUCCUUUAAUAUUCUUUAUCUUAGGAAUAUUUUUUUUAUUAGAAGUACGCAGAUAGAAUUACAAGAAAUUUUGGAGAAUAAAUAGAGAUUUGGAAGUAUCUUUGACACUAGCGAAAAAUGAAUUAUUUUUUUCGAAAGGAUUGCACAUAAAGUAAAAAAAGAAAUAGAAAAUACAAUUUUUUAUAUCGUGCAUUUAUAAUGCUUAUUUAGAACAAGAAGGAUAAGAAAAUAAAAAAAAAAAAUGUAUCAUAAUCACACGAUCCGUGAAAACGGAAAAAGAGUUUUCUUCUAAUCUAUCCGAGUUCUCACUUGUGAGUUAUCGUUUGCACAAAAGAAAAGUGUAUUUACGAAUUUUAAGCGUGAUUUAAAGUUUGAGAACACUGCAAUAUAUACUAUAUAAGGAAAUCGUAUGUGACAUAACUCUGAACAGGCAGUAAUCUAUUAUUCUAUAGCAAUUUUCUUUAUCACAUAUGACAUUUAAAGUAACAUAAGCAUUGAAUUCAGCAUUCUCAUACACCAUUAUUGCGGUCGUUAUUAGGUGUCAGUAUUGAUAUUUGUAGCACUUUAACGACGUUAUCGAUUAUAUUUGAAAAGAGAAACGAAACGUAAUUUUAACUGUUAUGGAUAAUUUUUAAAUAUUGAAACUGCUAUCGAAAGGCAAAUAAUAUUUUACCGUUAAAUAUGCAAUACGAAGACCGAGUCCAAUUUUAUAGCGUACUUCAUCGAGUAAUAAUAAUCUUGUUAGGGUAAAAUUACAUAUAUAUAUAUUUAUUUCCUUUAUCUCUUCUUCCAUCACGUGUCGUGAGUUUACGAGUAUUUUAAGUAUGAAAUGCAAUCACAUUUUAUUAUCGCACCGUGCAAUACGAUACGAUAUAAUAGAAUACGAUUAGAAUAUCACAGUAAUGAUAGCUCAUCUUUAAAAGACGAAGAAAAAAAA
Pogonomyrmex barbatus (red harvester ant) is the source of this 6639-nucleotide messenger RNA. RefSeq names its product adenosine deaminase acting on RNA (gene Adar). Gene Ontology annotation, molecular function: double-stranded RNA binding; adenosine deaminase activity; double-stranded RNA adenosine deaminase activity. NCBI's taxonomy places the organism in Eukaryota, Metazoa, Arthropoda, Insecta, Hymenoptera, Formicidae. The record is from RefSeq and is a predicted model, not a curated record. Gene Ontology annotation, cellular component: cytoplasm; nucleolus. Gene Ontology annotation, biological process: RNA processing; adenosine to inosine editing.